Messenger RNA from Knipowitschia caucasica, 2661 nucleotides. The record is from the annotation of a GenBank genome assembly. NCBI's taxonomy places the organism in Eukaryota, Metazoa, Chordata, Actinopteri, Gobiiformes, Gobiidae.
AUGAAAAAAAAUGUUGUGCAGGAAGUUGCCGACUCAGGGAAAGGAAGCUAUUAUAACACCCACCGAGUGCACACCCUGACACUCUGGCACGGUUCUGAUGCGAGCGCUCAGGCUACGGUGCAGUUCACAAGCCUCCGCUUCCUGCUGCAUCGGCAACAGGACUGCCUUUUGGGGACUGCCAAGUUCACCGGCUCGUCUCAGAACUACAGUACGCUGCUGCUGGAAGAAGACCUUCUGUACGUUGCGGGCAGAGGCGCCGUGUACGCGCUCAACCCGGCAAAUAUCUCCACACCUGCCAAUUUCACUAUGGACUGGGAGGCCUCCUCGGAGCAGACGAAACAGUGUCUCAGCAAAGGAAGGAACAAUAAGACCGAAUGCUACAAUCACAUAAGAUUUCUACAGCGCUACAACGAGACCCACUUCUACAUCUGCGGGACAAACGCCUUCAGGCCCCUGUGUGCAUAUAUAGAUGCAGAGAGGUUCAAUUUCUCUGCAGGAUUUGAAGAAGGCAGGGACCGAUGCCCGUACGACCCCACGAAAGGAUACACUGGCCUGCUUGUAGAUGGGGAAAUGUUCACAGCCUCUCAGUACGAGUUCCGCAGCUCCCCGGAUGUACGCAGGAACUUCCCCUUCCCCACCCUGAGGACGGAGGAGGCCCCCACCAGGUGGCUGCUGGAGGCAGACUUUGUGGGCUCAGUGCUGCUAAAGGAAAGCAUUAACAGCUCUGUUGGAGAUGACGACAAGAUCUACUUCUUCUUCACCGAGCGAAGCCAAGAGCAAGCGGCUUACCCCAGUCAGACCAAAGUGUCCAGAGUGGCCCGCGUUUGUAAGAAUGACUGGGGAGGCCAGCGGACCCUGCAGAGGAGGUGGACCACCUUCCUGAAGGCGCGGAUGGUGUGUUCUGUGCCCGAGUACGAGCUCCACCUGAACGUCCUGCGCAGCGUCUUUGUGCUGCAGGACCGUGACCCGCGCAGGACCGUCUUCUUUGGCAUCUUUGGCCUUGAAUGGAAGAACAUCAAGGCGUCGGCCGUGUGUCAGUUUGCCUUCUCGGACGUGCAGCGGGUGUUUGAGGGGCCGUACAUGGAGGUGCAGGACGCCAAGUGGAGGGAGUACACAGGCAAAGUCCCCGAGCCCAGGCCUGGAUCUUGCAUCACAGACGUCCACAGAGCCCUAAACAUCAACUCAUCUCGUGAUCUUCCCGACAACGUUCUCACCUUCGCCCGCAGACACCCCCUCAUGGCCAACCAGAUCCACCCGAUCGGAGCGCGCCCACUGCUCUUCAAGAGAAGUGUCAACUAUGUCAAGAUCGCCGUCCACAAAGAGCCUGCGCUAGACGGAAAUUUGUAUACAAUCCUGUUUUUGGGCACUGAUGAUGGAUGGCUGCAUCGGGCUGUAAACAUUGACGGAGAAAUGCAUAUCAUAGAGGAGCUGCAGCUGUUUGAUAGACCCCAGCCCAUAGAGAGCAUGGUGAUAUCAACUUCACUGAGGAGUAUCUACGUGGGCUCGUACUCUGGCGUGGUGCAGAUCCCAAUGUCCUGGUGUAGGAGGUACACUUCAUGCCACGACUGCGUGUUUGCCAGAGACCCAUUCUGUGCCUGGGACGGGAAGGUCUGUGUGCAGCUCGCCUCACGAUCGCAAAGGUCAAACUUAACACAGGAUAUCCUCAGAGGAGUGAGAGGCUGUAAAGACAACUCAGGGAAAGUUGUCCAUCGGCGCCGCUCGGUCUUGUCCGGAGACGACGUCCUGCUUCAGUGCGAGUUACGCUCCAACUUGGCCUCCCCGCGCUGGACCUUCAACGGGAAGGAGCUCACCGGAUACGGCCUGAACUCCGGCUACCGCAUCGGCACCGACGGGCUGCUCAUCAUCGGCGCGCGGUCCAGGCAAAGCGGCUCCUAUCGCUGCUUUGCUGUAGAGAACGGCGUGUCUGUCUUGGUUUAUUUAUACACCGUACGAGUCCACACGGAUUCUAGUUUGCCCACGGAGCACACGGCGACGACCGAAGCCACCAGCCCCAGCCCGACAGAUGCAACCACCGCGGCCGCAACAGAGCAGCCGCUUCCGUCGCCGCCGUAUCCGUCCGUGCCCGAGUACCAAACGUAUAGACACAUGGAGGUUGUUUACAUAUCUCUUGUGGCAGUGCUGGGUGGAUUAUGCCUCGUGUUGACCGUGGUGUUACUCUACGUUAGCUUUUGCACCCAACACGGCACAAGAGAUCGCAAGUUCUCCCACCAAGCGCUUCAAGUCUUGGGCGAGCCGGAUCGAAGGCUGAGCUCGCACCUGGAGCUGAGGACCAUUUCAAGCCAUUGGAACGGGCACCGCGGCCGCUGUUCGAUAUCGAUGCCGAGUUUCGAUGAGAUGGGCGAUAGUUUCAUGCAGAUUAUGCCGGAUUGUCGCUUAUCGCCGACCAGAACCCCGCCACCUGCGCCCCCGCUCCCUAUGCCUCCUCCCUUGCCCGAUAUUGACUUCGCUAACGGGUUGUCGGCAACUCUACCCAGCGUCUUGAGGAAAAUGAACGGGAACAGCUACGUUCUCCUAACGCAGGCGGAUCCAGAGGGCAUCUCGCCGCUCUAUCAUUCGUUCACAGAGGAGCUGAACAGGAUUUUGGAGCAGAGGAAACACUCACAACUAGACUUGCAGCAGCCCGAUGAGAGCUCUAUCUAA